AUGGUACGAAGCAGAGAUGACAAGAAAAAGAAGAAGCCACGUCGUAAGGAGAGCUACGCCAUUUACAUCUACAAGGUCCUGAAGCAAGUCCACCCCGACACCGGAAUCUCUUCCAAGGCCAUGAGCAUCAUGAACAGCUUUGUUAACGAUAUUUUCGAGCGCAUCGCUGCUGAAGCUUCCCGCUUGGCUCACUACAACAAGCGUUCUACGAUUACUUCUCGCGAGGUUCAAACCUCUGUCCGUCUGUUGUUGCCAGGAGAAUUGGCCAAACACGCCAUCUCUGAGGGCACCAAGGCUGUCACCAAGUACACCAGCUCCAAGUAAUUGUU
Molecule: messenger RNA, 329 nt
Organism: Wyeomyia smithii (pitcher-plant mosquito)
Lineage: Eukaryota; Metazoa; Arthropoda; Insecta; Diptera; Culicidae
Product: histone H2B-like
Exons: 2
Coding region: 1-324 (107 amino acids)
Cellular component (GO): nucleosome
Molecular function (GO): structural constituent of chromatin; protein heterodimerization activity; DNA binding
Source: RefSeq, a predicted model, not a curated record